Messenger RNA from Aphidius gifuensis, 1259 nucleotides. RefSeq names its product hairy/enhancer-of-split related with YRPW motif protein-like (gene Hey). Gene Ontology annotation, biological process: regulation of transcription by RNA polymerase II; anterior/posterior pattern specification; regulation of neurogenesis. Gene Ontology annotation, cellular component: nucleus. The transcript is spliced from 3 exons. Gene Ontology annotation, molecular function: DNA-binding transcription factor activity, RNA polymerase II-specific; protein dimerization activity; RNA polymerase II cis-regulatory region sequence-specific DNA binding. Bases 31 to 1218 code for a protein of 395 amino acids. Lineage: Eukaryota; Metazoa; Arthropoda; Insecta; Hymenoptera; Braconidae. The record is from RefSeq and is a predicted model, not a curated record.
UAAUUUUUUUGUGAUAAAAAUUAUAAAAAAAUGUGGCGAGUUGUUGUAGCUAGAUCAGAUGACAACAGUACUCUGUUGUCAUCAGAAAUAUCAUCGGGUACAGUUGGUCCAAAUCAUUUAUCAAGUUUACCAGCUCCACCACCAAGUCAUCAUUAUUAUCCUGGCUAUCCACCACCCCCACAUCAUCCUCCUUAUCAACCACAACAUACAGACAUGCGACAUCACGAUAUGAGACAAGAUUUGCGACCUGAAUUACGUCAAGAUAUGCACAGACCAGAUAUGAGACAUCAACAACAACAACAACAGCAACAACAACAACAACAAGAUAUGCAUCAAAGACAAGAUAUGGGACAAAGAAAUGAGACUGGUAUGCGUCAAGAAAUGCGACAUGAUAUGUCACAACAUCAAGAUAUGGGUAUGAGACAAACAAGUCAUGAUUUAACUGAAUUAAGACCAAGUCAUGAAUUACCAGAACUUAAAAUUGAUGGACCAGAACUUAGAAGUCGUGAUACACAAAAUCAAGGACAUCAAAGAAAUUUAAAAAGGCCACUGAGUGAUUCUGAUUGUGAUGAUGUAUUCUCCGAAGAGAGUGGAAAAGAACCAUGCAAUUCACCUGGUGGUGAUUCAUGCCAGCACGCGUCACGUAAAAGAAGACGUGGUAUGAUUGAAAAAAAAAGAAGGGACCGAAUAAAUGCAUCACUAAGUGAAUUGAGAAGGCUUGUUCCUGCCGCUGCUCGAGAUCCACAUUCUGGAAAACUUGAAAAAGCUGAAAUUUUACAGCUAACUGUUGAACAUCUCAGAUCAUUACGCAAUAAAGGAGCUGAGGGUUAUGAUAGUACAAAAUUGGCUAUGGAUUAUCAUGCUGUUGGUUGGAGUGAAUGUGCAUCUGAAGUUGGAAGAUAUUUAACAACAAUGGAAGGACUUGAUGAACGUAAUCCAUUAAGAUUACGUGUUAUGUCACAUUUACAAAGUUUUCAUCGUGAACAUCCACCAAGUAAUUCAUCAACAGUUCCACCAUCUCCAUCAUUAGGAUCAAAUUCAACAGCAGCUAGUUAUGAUUUACCAAGUACUAGUGGAGGUAUGCCACCUGGUAGUGGUACAGUACCACCACCACUUAUUGGUAGUAGUGGUUUUGGAUGGGGACAAUAUCCUGGACAAUAUCCACAACAACAACAUGGUAAACCAUAUCGUCCUUGGGGUGCUGAACUUGCAUAUUAAAUAAAAAUAAUUUAAUUUUUUUUUUUCAUUCAAUAAAUCCC